Molecule: messenger RNA, 1867 nt
Organism: Nicotiana tabacum (common tobacco)
Lineage: Eukaryota; Viridiplantae; Streptophyta; Magnoliopsida; Solanales; Solanaceae
Biological process (GO): nucleotide transport
Cellular component (GO): membrane
Molecular function (GO): ATP:ADP antiporter activity
Source: RefSeq, a predicted model, not a curated record
GUCAAUGCGAAAUAAAUCUAAACAUUUUUUCUUGGCGGACAUUGGGAAGAAGAGUCGUAAACUGCAGAUCCUUUAUACUACCAAAGUCUGAAAUGAGAGAUAAAUCAGAGCUUUUGUCAAUUGUCGAGUCUCAGCUCGCCGGAUCUCUCAUUCUCUCUUCCAUGAUCUUCAAGUCAAUCAGCUAAGAGUGUGAUAAACAAGGAGAGAAGGGGGAGUAGUAGCAUGAGGCCGAUGAAUUUGGUGGGCAGAGAUCGAAUUGAGGCAUUUGUUUCGUUUUUCGUCACUCUUCUACCCCACGAGCUCUCCGCUUUGCUUUACUCCACCUCCACUUUUUUCUUUAUUUUGAGUGCAUAUUUCGUGGUGCUUCCUUUACGUGAUGAAGGAGCUAUAUCUCUAGGCCUGGGGAAUCUACCGAGCUUGUUUGUUGGAUCCUUGCUACUCACACUGGUCGCUGCCCCUGUUUCCACCUUAAUGUUUUCGUUGCCUAAUCUUUCCAAGUCCAAGGCUUUGGUCUUGAUACACAGGUUUUUUGGGGUCACUCUUGUUGCAUUCUACGUCUUGUGGCUUUCUUCUACUCCCGGAAGUUCACCAUUUAAUAUCAAGGGACUGUUCUCUGUGUCCUCAACCAUAAAACAGGAACUAAAAGUGGAAGUCGGUCACACGAAUACUCCAAACUCGGCAAGUUGGAGCAACCGUGGGUGGUUUUACGUGUCAGUGAGAAUUGGCUUGUUUCUUUGGGUUGCUUUGCUUAAUCUUAUUACUAUAUCUUCAACUUGGGCUAGAGUUAUUGAUGUGAUGGAUAGUGAGUCAGGUUUAAGAUUGUUUGGGUUUAUUGGUGCUGGUGCUACACUUGGCCAGCUGUUUGGUUCGCUAUUUGCAACGGGAAUGGCUUGGUUAGGACCGCAUUUACUUCUUGUUUCAGCAAUUCUCAUGGAACUUGCUGCACAAUCAUCAAAAGGGAUCAAGAAAGAUGUCUUACAACUUCGUGAAGAACUAUCUCCCUUCAGAGAAGCUUAUAUGGAUCAAGCCAAAGAGGACGAGGAUGAAUCAAAGCUCACACAGAGAACAACUUCCCCAAAAUCGCCAGCUUCUGUAGCAAAGCCUCAGCUCUGGGCUAUAUUGGAUGGGUUAAAGCUAAUUCUAUCUUCGACUUACUUGUUGCACGUAUCAUUAUUCCUUUGGUUGAGUGCGGUUGUUUCCUCGUUUUUUUACUUUCAGAAAGUAACUGUUAUUGCUGCUGCAGUAACAGAUCCAACUGGUAGAAGAAGAUUAUUUGCACAGAUCAAUAGCUUUAUUGCUAUUUUUAUCCUUGCUGGACAACUUACUUUGACGGGGCGCAUCCUUACUUUUGCUGGUGUCACUCUAGCCAUUUGCUCCACACCUUUUGUUGCAUUCACAAAUUUAAUUGCUUUAGCAGUAUGGCCUACAUGGAUUGCAGUGGCCGUCUCAGAAACCCUGAGGAAGGUGGUCACAUAUGUAGUUACCAGGCCUGGAAGGGAGCUUCUUUUCACUGUUGUCUCACAGGAUGAGAAGUAUAAAGCAAAGGUAUGCAUAGAUGUGAUAGUUCAAAGACUUGGAGAUGCUACAGCAGCUGGAAUGUACAAGCUACUCUUCAGCACUCUCAAUGGCAAGGCAUCAACUGUUUCUCUAUAUGCCCUACCUGUCUGCUUCAUGUGGAUACUGACAGCAUUCUAUCUAGGACACCGAUACAAGCAACUUUCAAUGGCUCAGCCCUCUCAACCUGCUGAAACAUGUAGAAAAUGAUUUUUAUACGCUUCAUAUGGAACUAAGGCCAAACAUGAAGAUUUUUGUAUCUUUCAGCUCCUCGAUGGUAAAAAUAGCCAGUUCCUUUUCUUCUUUGGAUCAA